Molecule: messenger RNA, 1605 nt
Organism: Echinostoma caproni
Lineage: Eukaryota; Metazoa; Platyhelminthes; Trematoda; Plagiorchiida; Echinostomatidae
Source: the annotation of a GenBank genome assembly
CCGGACCAGUUUCUCAAACCUUCUUGGACUACAAUGGUUCUUGAAGAAGUUGUUCGACUCACGUCAUCCCAGGCCACUCCAUCCGAAGCGUCAACAGCUAGUGGGUCCGCGCGCGAGUCUGCUACCAAUGAGGCAGCUCAUUCAGAUUCAGUUAAUCCUGCGUCUGCUUCGCAUAGCUCAACGGAAGCGGCACCAGUCAAUCCCCCCGAUCUUCUCGACCUUCCUGACGAAGUGAUUUGGUCUCCCAGUCCGGUUGAGAAUGCAAGCAGUCGAAGUGUAUCCCCGUCCCCACUGUGCACUUGUUUGGCUUGCUUGACAAGUAUCGGGAAACCGGAGGACGAUGCGUACAUUGUGGCCGGAUCUGACUGUGGUUCCAUGUUCAUCUGGGAUCGAUAUACAACAAAUACAGUCCGCAUUUUGGAGGCGGAUAGUUCUACUGUGAACUGUGUUCAACCUCAUCCAUCUAUUUGCCUUCUGGCUAGUUCAGGGAUUGAUUCGGUGGUUCGUUUAUGGUCUCCUAGACCGGAAGAUGAUCUCGAGGAUAGUCGAGUUAUCAAGGACCAUGUUGGUGCUGCCGAGCGCAAUCAGCGUCGUUCUGUUACCGAUCCAUUGGAGCUUGUUUUGCUCAACAUGGGCUAUCGUAUUUCUGGUUUGGAUGCUGGUUUUACUCGUCGGCGUCCCCGUCGUCCUCGGAUUGUACAUAGAGGGGAGAGACGAGGCAGCGGCCCUCGUGAGACACGUGCACGAAGACGUAGUCGACACCAGUCCAAAAGUCCUAGUGAUGAAGAUGGUGAUUUUGAGGUCCGCAUUGAGUGGGAUAUGAAUGAGAUGGAUCAUGAUGGUGAGGAAGAUAAUGAUGUUCAGGAGUCUGCAGUCCCAGCCGAUGGAGCUGGAGAUGAAGAUUAUGACAAUCCUGAUGAUCUUGACGAUCAACCCGAGGCUCGAGGUGCUACUGUAUAUACAGGUGAACCCGACCCCGCCAUAACCCCAGAAGCGAACGGAGUCACCCAACAGCAGGAAACUAGUUCGGUUGAUAUGACCCGGGUCGCACGGCCGUUGGAUAACCGAAGGGGCUCACGACGAGGUCGCCGUAAUCGGUGUCAAGCAGGUUCUAGUAGACUUUCGGUCACUGUCACUACUUCUUCCCCCUGCGAUUCCGAAAACCCCUCAAGUUCUGCUAAACCCAAAACUAAAAGAGCAAGAAAUGAAUUGACUUCGUCGGCAUUUCAGCCUCCCAUUGCUUGCAGUGUAUUUGAUGACGACGAAGACGAUGAGUCUGCAGAAGAAGACGUGGGUAGCACAGACUCGGACAACCCAUCGAGGGUUGGUUCCACCUCAUUCGUUCGCCGCACCGAAUCGUCAUCGCACAGAUCUACUCGUUCGGGUCGGGGUGCUGGCUCCUCCCAUCAUCAGCCAACUGUUACUCCUCUGGCAACUCUUCGCUCAGUGCUGCACACAGGUGAUCACCUCUUCUUGUUUGGGGCGGCUCCAAGUACCGAUGGACGACCGCGCCAAAGAGAGAGACGUUCAACAACCAAUAGUGGAUCUCGCAUGGAAGAAGCGGAUGACGAAGAGAAUGGGGUAUCCGAAGUUCCUUGUUCGUAA